This is a messenger RNA of Rhododendron vialii, 7346 nucleotides long. RefSeq lists its product as uncharacterized. The transcript is spliced from 4 exons. Gene Ontology annotation, biological process: DNA integration. Gene Ontology annotation, molecular function: nucleic acid binding. The record is from RefSeq and is a predicted model, not a curated record. The coding region runs from base 1 to 5880 and encodes 1959 amino acids. NCBI's taxonomy places the organism in Eukaryota, Viridiplantae, Streptophyta, Magnoliopsida, Ericales, Ericaceae.
AUGCACGCCUCCACUCCACCAGCACCAGCUCACAGCACAACCACCAUAACCUCCACAACCACUAUCUACCACUCCACCACCACCACUGAUAGGGAAUUGAGAUGUUUUCGCGCUAUUGAGAGGUUUUUAUUGCCUGUUACUCCAAGCAUGUGUAGAGAGAAGAAGGUGUCCUUUAAACAGGACCCUCUUUAUUAUCGCGACCCGACACAUCGUUUAGUUCGAAAAGAACUGGAGUCGAGUCAGCCUGUGUCUUCUAGUUCUUCAUCUUCUAGUUUAGAGUCAGACUCAGCUGAGCAUCAGUCAGAGUCCAUUCCCAUUAGUGGUUUUUAUAUAGAUUUGCCUUUUGAGUCAGUUAGUGUCAGUAAUCCACUUUUCCAGUCGGUUUUAGAAUCAGAGUCAGAAUCCGUUGAGAUGGGAGAUAGGCAGGUAGCUAUUCAGCCGUCCUUGAGGCAGCACAUGCAUCCUGAGAGAACCACUCCUCUCGGACCUAUUGUGUUCCCUCAAGAAACACAAGAGGCACGAAAUGCCUUUACAGUAAAGCCUGGUGUCCUUAAUAGUCUCCCUAGUUUCCACGGGAGAGAGUGUGAUGAUCCGUACGAACAUGUGCGGACAUUUGAGGGAUUGGUGCGCAACCUUGCGUCUAAUACCCAAUAUGAGAAUGCGUGUCUCAAGCUUUUUGAGGCGACAUUGAAAGAUGGCGCGCUUCUGUGGUUUCGAAUGCAAAAGUCUCAGUCUUUCACCACUUGGGCACAAGUGCGUGAUGCAUUUUAUAGGAAGUACUUCUCUGAGGCUAAGACUAAGACUUAUAGGCGUCAAAUCCAAGGUUUUAGGCAGGAGAGGGAUGAGUCAUUUCUCAAGGCAUGGGAGCGCUUCAAGGAAUUGCUCCUAAGGCUGCCACACCAUGGCUUUGAGAGAAUUCAGUUAAUUGGGUUCUUUCAUCUUGGUCUCAAUGCUGAGUCAGUCCAGCACAUAGAAUAUUCUUGUAAAGGGGACGAUUUCUUGUCCAAAACAGCAGACCAGGCAUGGGAUUUCUUAGAUGACUUAGCUGAUAGGCAGAGGGCUUUAGAGCCAUCCGAUUUUGAGCGAUCCGGACCUUCUGGGUCCAGUGUUAUCCCGGUCACCAUUCGUGACCAGCGGCUUCAAGCUCAAGUGGAGAAAAUGGCUCAGAGGUUAGAGGAACUAGAGGUGAGGCAGGCUCGACCAGUUCAUGAGGUAUCAAUUGAGGAAGUGUGCGUGUGGUGUGAAUGUAAAGGGCACACCGCGACCGUUUGCCCUGGGUUUAUUGCCGCCAAGGGGGCAAGUCAUUUUACCCAGGAGGAAGUCAAUGCAGUUAGGACUUGGGAUCCUUAUUCUACCACGUAUAAUGCGGGAUGGAAGGAUCACCCCAAUUUUGGGUGGUCUGACUCCAGACCCGUGGGUGGAGGUCAAGCUCAAUCCUUUGGGCCACCUCCGCCGCAGCAGUUUCAACAGGCCCAAUCGUCCAGGCCCCCUCAGGGCCAAGUUAUCCCAUUUCACUUCCAGCCACAGGCUGGUAGAGGGGCAGGACCAUCCACUCGUGGUCCUCCCCCAGGGUAUUCACAGAUGACCGCGCGUGACCAUAAGUUAGAUGAUACUGUCAAUUCCCUGAUGCAGUCACAGAUGACAUUUCAGACGGAAACGAGACAGCAAAUUGGGGCUCUUACAACCCAAAUGUCACAGCUCACUGCGGUGAUCGGUCAUCUGCAACAGGAGAAAGGUAAGUUUCCGGCCCAGGGUAGUACAGCAGGGGCCCAUUAUUUAGAAAAUUCUUCAGGUUCCAAUAUUCAUAACCCAAAUCAGGAGGAGGCUAAGUCGGUCACCAUUCUUAGGAGUGGGAAGGAGAUCGAUAAGUCCAUCCAGCCAAAGCAGAAACCAGCUCCACCCCCGGAGCCGGUUGAUGCACCAAAAGCAACUCCUGAUUUUGUUGAUGUCCCUAGGAAAGAGGAGAAGGAUGAUGAGGAGUCACCAGUGGUGGUGGUACCUGCAGCUGCAAACCCCACGACUCCAACACCGCAGGUUGUGCCAGUAGCUCCAUUUCCCCAGAGGUUAGCGGUGAAACCUAAACAGAAUAUGAACCAUCAAAUGAUUGAACUUUUUAAGAGGGUGCAAUUCCCUAUCACCCUGAUGGAGGCUAUUGAGUCUUUUCCCCAGUGCGCGAAGGUAUUGAAAGACCUUUGCACGAAAAAGCACAAGGGUCAGAAUAAUGUGGUUCUGACCGAGCAGGUGAGCUCCAUCCUUCAGACUGAAAUUCCUGCCAAGUGCAAGGAUCCUGGGUGUCCCACCAUUACCAUAGAUAUAGCAGGCCAGACGUUCGAUAAGGCAUUGUUGGAUUUGGGAGCAAGUGUUAACUUGCUCCCCUAUUCAGUUUACUUGAGGCUAGGUCUAGGGGAUUUGAGAGCCACUCCUGUCACAUUGCAGUUGGCAGACAAGAGUGUGAGAGUACCCAAAGGUGUGGUGGAGGAUGUAAUGAUUCAGGUAGGUGAGUUCAAAUUUCCCGCAGACUUUAUUGUUCUAGACACUUGCCGAAACCCUGAGGUUCUAGAGAAGACUCCCAUUAUUCUAGGUCGUCCUUUUCUAGCCACCUCCAAUGCCGUCAUGAAUUGCAAAACUGGCAGAGUCCAGUUGUCUGUUGGCGAGGAGAUGAUGGAGGUGGAUGUCUAUAAUGUUAACACUCUUGAGGAGGAUGAUGAGGAGGUAGAAGAGGUGAGUUUGAUUGAUGCGCUCGUGCAGGAGCAUAUAGAUACAGUUUUGUAUAAGGAUCCUCUGGAGAUUGCUCUUACCGCCGAGGAGGCGUCAUUUUUAGAUUCUCCAGAGGUGGGAAGUUUGUUAGAGUUAUUAAAUGUUGAGGAUUCAGUAGAGGAAGUAUGUGGGGUCUCUUAUGACCCAUUGUUUGAGCCUCUUGGCGACCCUCCGCCCAAGGUUCUUCCGUCUUCAGUUCAGCCGCCGAAACCAGAGUUAAAACCUCUGCCGGACACACUCAAGUAUGCCUUUUUAGAGGGCAGUGAUACUUAUCCGGUAGUGAUCUCCUCAUCCCUUGAGGAGAAUCAAGAGAGGAAGUUGCUUGAUUUGCUGAGAGAGCACAUAGGCGCACUUGGCUGGACUGUAGCAGAUUUGCAUGGUAUAAGCCCAACGGUGUGUACACACCGAAUCGAUCUUGAGGAUAGUGUGAAACCCUCUAGGCAGCCUCAGCGGCGCUUGAAUCCCCACAUGAAAGAGGUGGUUCGAGCUGAGGUUUUAAAGCUCUUAGAUGCGGGUAUCAUUUACCCAAUCGCCCAUAGUGAGUGGGUGAGUCCAGUUCAGGUAGUGCCUAAGAAGGCUGGGGUGACAGUUAUUACUAAUGAGCGAGGUGAGUCCGUACCAACCCGAGUUCCAACGGGAUGGAGAGUAUGCAUAGACUACCGGAAGCUCAAUGCGAGCACCCGGAAAGAUCACUUCCCUCUCCCUUUCAUUGACCAAAUCCUGGAGAGGGUAGCUGGUCGGGCUUUUUAUUGUUUCCUGGAUGGGUAUUCGGGAUACAAUCAGAUAGAGGUUGCGUUAGAAGACCAGGAAAAGACCACUUUUACGUGUCCGUAUGGUACUUAUGCUUACCGUCGCAUGCCCUUUGGGUUGUGCAAUGCACCUGGUACUUUUUCCAGGUGUAUGAUGGGGAUUUUUAGUGACAUGGUGGAGAGAAUAGUGGAGGUCUUUAUGGAUGAUUUUUCGGUCUUCGGGGACUCAUUUGAUGGGUGCCUCGAGAAUUUAGGAAAAGUAUUGCAGAGAUGUGAGGAGAAGCACUUGGUGCUGAAUUGGGAAAAAUGCCACUUUAUGGUAACCCAAGGGAUUGUGUUGGGACACAUUGUGUCCUCCAAGGGUAUCGAGGUGGAUAAGGCUAAGAUAGACUUAAUUCGUAAACUUCCUACUCCCAAGUCUGUCAGAGAUGUGCGUUCAUUUCUUGGACACGCUGGUUUUUACCGGCGAUUCAUUAAAGAUUUUAGUGCUAUCUCCCGUCCGUUGUGUCAGUUGUUAGCAAAGGACGCACCCUUUGUGUGGUCCGAUAAGUGUGAGGAGGCAUUCCAAGAGUUGAAGCGGAGUCUCACUACUCCGCCUAUUGUGCAGUCUCCUGAUUGGAGUCUUCCCUUCGAGUUAAUGUGUGAUGCAUCUGACUAUGCAGUUGGAGCUGUUUUAGGACAGAGGAGGGGGAAAGACCCAUUUGUGGUUUACUAUGCGAGCAAGACACUCAAUGAGGCACAGAUGAAUUACACCACUACCGAGAAAGAGUUGUUAGCAGUGGUGUUUGCCUUAGAUAAGUUUCGAUCCUAUCUGGUGGGGUCGCAGAUUACGGUGUUCACCGAUCAUGCGGCCCUAAAGUACUUAAUGACCAAACAGGAUGCGAAAGCUCGCCUUAUUCGAUGGAUUUUGUUGCUGCAAGAAUUCCAUCUCAUAGUUAAGGAUAAGAAAGGGGUAGAGAAUGUAGUAGCUGAUCAUCUGUCUCGCCUGGAGUUCGAGGAUCCCACCUCGGAUCUUCCCAUUAGAGACUCUUUUCCAGAUGAGCAAUUGUUUGCUGCUAACGAGUGCCCGUGGUAUGCUGAUAUUGCCAAUUACUUAGUAACCGGGCAGAUUCCUUCCCAUUGGUCUACCCAGGAAAAGCAGAGGUUUUUAAGGAGUGUCCGACAGUACAUUUUUGAUGACCCAUAUUUGUUCAAGUACUGCGCGGAUCAAAUUGUGCGUAGAUGUGUCCCCGAGGCUGAUCAGCAGGGGAUUAUAGAGUUUUGUCAUGGGGAGGCGUGUGGGGGUCACUUCUCUUCGAAGAAGACCACCGCCAAGAUUUUGCAGUGCGGGUUCUGGUGGCCCGAUAUGUUUAAAUAUGUGCAAGCGUUCUGUAGGUCAUGUGACCGUUGCCAACGGCUUGGCAAGCUGUCUUCACGUCAGGAGAUGCCCCUCCGGCCCAUUCUUGUGUUAGAGGUAUUUGAUUGCUGGGGCAUCGAUUUUAUGGGUCCAUUUCCUAUGUCUCAUGGUUUCGAGUACAUUCUGUUAGCAGUGGAUUAUGUGUCAAAGUGGGUGGAAGCGAUUCCCACUAAAUCUUUGGAGUCUAAAGUCGUCCUAGAGUUUCUUAAGGCUAAUAUCUUGUCAAGGUUUGGCGUGCCACGCGCCAUUAUCUCAGAUCAGGGCACGCAUUUCACGAGUCGGUCAUUUGGGAAAUUGAUGGGGGAGUUUCAAAUCACUCAUAAGGUAUCCACUGCAUACCACCCCCAGACUAAUGGGCAGGCCGAAUUAGCUAACAGAGAGAUUAAGAGGAUUUUAGAGAAGACUGUAGGUGUGACGAGGAAAGAUUGGUCCACCAGGUUAAACAAUGCGUUGUGGGCCUACCGCACUGCUUAUAAGACCGUGUUGGGUGCUUCACCCUACCGGCUUGUUUACGGUAAGGCCUGCCAUCUGCCAGUUGAGUUAGAGAAGAAGGCCUAUUGGGCCAUACAGAAAGUCAAUUCAAGUUUACGUGAGGCAGGUGAGCAUAGGAAAUUACAGUUGUGUGAGCUCGAGGAGCUUCGGAAUGACGCGUAUGAGAACGCUAGCAUCUAUAAGGCUAAGGUUAAGGCGUAUCAUGAUAGGAAUAUCCAGCGCAAAACCUUUAAGAUUGGUCAGAAAGUGUUGCUCUAUAAUUCGCGUCUCCAUUUGUUUCCAGGGAAGUUGAGGUCACGUUGGGACGGUCCCUAUGUAGUGGUUCAGGUAUAUCCAAAUGGUUCAGUCGAUGUCCAAGAUUCUAAGGAUGAUCAUGUGUUUAAAGUUAAUGGGCAGCGCCUGAAACCCUAUUUGGAAUUUCUAGAAGUAGGUGAACCGGAUGAGGAAUUGGUCAAUCCUGUCUAUCAGGAUGACCCGGUUGCAUAAUUUGAUAGUCAUGAUUUGCACGGGGAGCGAAAGCGUACCGCUGGACUUAAUUGUUUGUCGGGCCCGGCCCUUAGCGAUAGGGGUACCCAUCAUUGACUUGGGUUUAUAGCUCCGCACGCCGCUAUUAAAAUAAGGAUCGUGUGCCCAGCUCCGGUUAGUAAGGGCAAUUUUGUGUCAGUAGCAUUGGAUUUUUCCUAGGAUCUUUUGCUUUUGGCACAAUCUAUGUAUUUUCAUCUUUUAUUUAUUUGUUCUUUAUUACUAGGAUAAUUUUUAAUAUCCGUGACAUAAGGUUUUAGUUAGCUUUUCUGAUAGGAGUAAUUCACCGUGCACCACUCACGUCUUCCAGAUUAGCCCCAUCGGGGGCGGUAUAGAUCAUAGGUUAGGCUUUGGUAUUCCCGUGCUCCAUAACCGCACUUGGCCCUAUCUUGUGCCUGCCUAGUUACGAUCUUAGGGGACGCUGGACUUAAUUGUUUGGCGGAGUCCAGCGAUGACUUGGACGCUCCGAGUUCUGAUAUUAACUCAUGAAUCUUGUGAAUAAUGCACAUACUGUAUAUUUUGUACAUAGUUCUCUUUUUGGUUGUUGUUUCUUUGUGUUUCGGGCUUUUCAUUCAAAAGAUUUCAUCAACGCAUUAUUGUAUCGGACUUUUAGUAGUCCGUCUUUGUGGUAGUUUACCGUUAAUGAUCCGUGCUCUCCGAAAUUGUCCCUAUCGGUGGCAGCUUAGGUCUGUGGGUGAGAUUUACUUUUGUUCUUGUCUCACUUUGUUUCGACCGAGGGAACGCUGGGCUUAAUUGCUUGGCGAGGUCAAGCGGUAAAUUUUACUUCGAGCGUAAUGUAACACAUUUGACGGUCUAGUAUAGCCACCCGAGUUUUGUCUCUUCGGUGAGACUCGGGAAGAAAAGUAUGACUCGUGAGACUGCGUGAAUGUCUGGUGGUGUUCUUUUAUUUUCAUUAUUGUUUCUUGUUGUGGCCCGGCUUCUACUAGCGGGCGGUACUAAUGUCAUAUGUUGCCUAGUAGGUAGUUGGUUCUUAAGACUUUUGCAGGAUGAGCAUGCUACCACAUCAGCCUUGGUAGUUUGGGCCUCUCCGCCGGUGUGAGUGAGGCAUUCAGGAGCCUCGAGCAGGGGUGCCACUAUGUGUGGCGGUUGUCAGUCCGAUAAAGCAUUGGCGCGGCUCUAUGUGACUAGCUGUGGACCUCGUGAGGUCCGAAGGAGCGAAUUCUGGAAGCAGUUCCGAUGACGAAACGCAACAGUGACAGUAAAUUCCUCGAACAUCGGCCGAGGUCACGGUGGUUGGCUGCCACCCCAGGUUCACUCUUUCCUUCUUUUUGCUCUUUCUUGUUCAGUGUCUCCAUGCUUUGGGGACCAAGCGCAUUUCCAGUUGGGGGAAGGGGUGUACUUUGUACACUUGCUUUUAUUUUUAUUUUUUAUUUUUGAGCGUUGUUAGUUGGUUUAGGUUUUUAUUUUUU